CUGUGUUCACUUCCGGGUCCGGCGCCGCUCCAGAUGCCCGAGGCAGAAGGAUGUUUGACCUCCGGAUAAGCGAGGCGACGCCGUGCAUUCAUUCCCGGCGGCAGCGGUGGCCACAGCGGCGGCUCGGGCGGCGACUCGGCGGCCAGAGGCGGCGGUAGGAGGCGCCGGCGGCCGCGUCCGAGCCGAGCUGCGUUCGCUCCCUCGCUCGCCGCUCCCCCCCCUGCCUCGCUCGCGCCCCCCUGCGCGGCGCGCUCUCCUCCUCCGGCCGCCGCGGGUGUGAUGAGCCGCCGCUGCGCGCGUCGCGCUGACUGACGGAGCUGGGGGCGCCGCCCGCCCCCGGACCGACCCCGCCGCUCGCGGCCGCGCCUCUGAGCUCUCUGUCAGUGUCAUCUCACAUCAUUGAAAAGAUAAUUCUGAAGACAUGUUUUGCUGAAAAAACAACUGAGAAAAAUUUUACGAAUGGGAUGAACACGCGCCAGUCAAAUUGACUACCUUCUGCAAUUUGAAUGUUAACAUUGCCCACUUGGUACAGUUACCUAGUGAUGUACCUGUUUUCACAGUACCCUAUUUCAGUGUGCUUGUCUUGAUUAAAGAAUUCAAAGUGGAGUACCGCAAACUUGAUAUGGAUAAUAAAAAGAAAGACAAAGACAAAUCAGAUGAUAGAAUGGCACGGCCUAGUGGUCGGUCAGGACACAGUACUCGUGGAACUGGGUCUUCAUCCUCUGGAGUUUUAAUGGUUGGACCUAACUUUAGAGUUGGAAAAAAAAUUGGAUGUGGCAAUUUUGGAGAAUUACGAUUAGGGAAAAAUUUAUAUACAAAUGAAUAUGUGGCAAUUAAACUGGAGCCCAUGAAAUCCAGAGCACCACAGCUGCAUUUGGAAUACAGAUUCUACAAGCAGUUAGGAUCUGGAGAUGGUAUACCUCAAGUUUACUAUUUUGGCCCUUGUGGUAAAUACAACGCUAUGGUGCUGGAACUGCUGGGACCUAGUUUGGAAGACUUGUUUGACUUAUGUGACAGAACAUUUUCCCUUAAAACAGUUCUCAUGAUAGCUAUCCAGUUGAUCUCCCGUAUGGAAUAUGUCCAUUCAAAGAACUUGAUAUACAGAGAUGUAAAACCUGAGAACUUUUUAAUAGGAAGACCAGGAAACAAAACCCAGCAAGUUAUUCAUAUUAUAGAUUUUGGUUUGGCAAAGGAAUAUAUUGAUCCAGAGACAAAGAAACACAUACCAUACAGAGAACACAAGAGCCUUACAGGAACAGCAAGAUACAUGAGCAUAAACACACAUUUAGGAAAAGAACAGAGUAGAAGAGAUGACCUAGAAGCUUUAGGUCAUAUGUUCAUGUAUUUUCUGAGAGGCAGUCUUCCUUGGCAAGGUUUAAAGGCCGAUACAUUAAAAGAGAGGUAUCAGAAAAUUGGAGAUACAAAACGAGCCACACCAAUAGAAGUGUUAUGUGAAAAUUUUCCAGAAGAAAUGGCAACAUACCUUCGUUAUGUAAGAAGGCUGGAUUUUUUUGAAAAACCAGACUAUGACUACCUAAGAAAGCUUUUUACUGAUUUGUUUGAUCGAAAAGGAUAUAUGUUUGAUUAUGAAUAUGACUGGAUUGGUAAACAGUUGCCUACUCCAGUGGGUGCAGUUCAGCAAGAUCCUGCUUUGUCAUCGAACAGAGAAGCACAUCAACACAGAGAUAAAAUGCAACAAUCCAAAAACCAGUCGGCAGACCACAGGGCAGCUUGGGACUCCCAGCAGGCAAAUCCCCACCAUUUGAGAGCUCACCUUGCAGCAGACAGACAUGGUGGCUCGGUACAGGUUGUAAGUUCUACAAAUGGAGAGUUAAACACAGAUGACCCUACUGCAGGACGUUCUAAUGCACCCAUCACAGCCCCUACUGAAGUAGAAGUGAUGGAUGAAACCAACUGCCAGAAAGUGUUGAACAUGUGGUGCUGCUGUUUUUUCAAACGAAGGAAAAGGAAAACCAUACAGCGCCACAAAUGACUCUGGAAGCGGACAGAUCACGUGGAGUUACUUAUGUGUCCAUCUGCUGUCUUGUGAUUAAAAUCAUCUCUGUAGUGACCACAAAGAUUUUCAAGGACUCACUAUUAGAAACAAACAUGUCAUACUUUCAUACUUCAUUUUGUGGUUGUCUUACAUUCAUAUUUUUUUUUUCUAAUUUACCUUUGAUGGAAGCUUUAAAAGUUUGACAAAACAUGAGUACUUUGCCCAUCAGUGAAUGGAAUGGACCAAUGAGGUGGUAUUGAUGAAUACGUUCUAUAGAACAUUUUUCAGAAGCUCUCCUCCUGUUGUAGAAAGCAGUACAGUAUCUCAAAUGCCAGCCAGUUAUAUGCCAAUUUGGUUUUUUAUAACUUCCGUAAGAGCAUACUCAAAUAGGAAUUUUCUCCCUGAUGGAUUACAAAAAAGAAUGCAGAAUUGCCCAGGUAUUUAAACGAAGUUAUAAGUUCAUUUUUUGUAUGACAUCAGCAUUGAUUUUAGUGUUAAUGAUGGUACUGCUAUUCACGAAUCAUAUUAACAUUCUCUCUGUGAAAUCAUGGUACAAUCGCUGCCCAGAGGUACUGAGGAAAAAGCGCUAUGGGUUUGGCAGAUGGUUGAUCGUGAUAAAACAAAUCACAAGUGGUGAGGAAAUAAGAGCUCCGCUUUUGUUACACCCCAUGUGAAGUAUAGUGUUGCCGCAGUGGCAAAAGUGUUUAUUUUUAAAAAUGCAAAAUAUUUGUAUAAUGUAACUUUAUGCUUCCAGAUAAUAAUGUAUGUUAGACAGCAAGAAAUGAAUACUUUGAGGAAUGAGAUAUGUUGGAAUUUUUCUUUUCUCUUUUUUAAAUACACUAAGGAGAGGACAUAAAUGUGAAUCUCAUUGCAAUGUGUAAGUUGAAGUCUUAGCAGAUCCCACUGAAACCUACCACAGAAUGAUUACAUUCUCCUGGAAGCAGAAGACUUUGGAUGUGCCAUGCAAUGAAGUCUGUUUAUUAUUUGCUCUUUGAUAAAAAAAAGAAAAAAAGGACCCCUUCCCUGCUCCCCAGCAAUAAAACCUGGGUUCACUAUUGCCCUCUGUGC
Molecule: messenger RNA, 3064 nt
Organism: Talpa occidentalis (Iberian mole)
Lineage: Eukaryota; Metazoa; Chordata; Mammalia; Eulipotyphla; Talpidae
Gene: CSNK1G3
Product: casein kinase 1 gamma 3
Exons: 14
Coding region: 623-1993 (456 amino acids)
Biological process (GO): signal transduction; endocytosis; positive regulation of canonical Wnt signaling pathway
Cellular component (GO): plasma membrane; cytoplasm; nucleus
Molecular function (GO): ATP binding; protein serine/threonine kinase activity
Source: RefSeq, a predicted model, not a curated record